AUUUAUUAUGAGGACAAUGGAUCAUGAGUCUAUAGAAUAUGUGAUGUUACUACAGCUAUGACCAGGGCUUCAAUCAGUUAUAGGUAAAGAUGGAUAGAUUAUCAUUAAUUAUUGUUAGCACACAUAUAUGUUGUACAAUACCGCCGUCUUCUGGAGAUUAUGGCCGAUAUAUUACAAUCAUGAUAUUAUGACGACACACAAGACAACUCACACGUGAUCCACGUUGAAAUCCCAAUAGUCCUAAUUCACAAAUGAUAUUGCUUCACAUCAGAUUACUUUGCAUAAUGUCAUUAAAAAUAUACAUAUUAUUAAUGUUAUCCUCAAACUAUACCAGGUACUGGUUCUAGGUAUGCUCUUAGAAAAAGGGGUUAUUUGGGGUUCUCUAUGGAACUUUUAGGGGUUCCAUACAUGAAGCAAACGAUAUAACCCUUUUUGGUUCUAUAUAGAACCUUUGUGUAGUCUGGAGGCAUAAUCACCAUUCUGAGCAUGGUCUGUGUGUCUGAAAGAGUCCUGGCCUUGGCGCUGAUCAGGGAGAGCUGUUUACUGAGCCAGGCUGUGUCUCGGCCAACUCUACACAACAAUAUACUGCUCCUCAGCCUUUUGUUCAUGUAUGAGAGAAGGGGGGGGGGGGGGCGAAUGAGGGAGAUAGGUAGGAUAAAGAGAGAAUUGGGAGAGAAACAGGCAGAGCGCGAGCGAGAAAGAGAUGCAGAGUGGGAGACAGAGAGAGAGAGAGAGAAGGGUGAGAGGGAGAGAGAUAAUAGUUUCAUAAAAGCCACAUCCGAUCCACGACAUUCUUUCAGCAGUUAUUUUUGUUUCCAUUCCGUCUGCCCAGAAAGUGUUGUUAUGGGAAUAUAACAGAGAGACAGACAGACAUACCAGUAGGAUGACUACGCUGUUUACGUAAUUAUAAACCCACUGAACAAAAACAUAGACAUCUUUGGAAUGAUGUUUUUGUAGGUGCAGUGCAGGUAGUAGCAUAGGCUGCUAUUUGUCCGUGCGCAAAAACAGAUUCAGUUUGGGUGUAGCGAGAACAGCUAGACAGAGUGGGGGGAUUGAUAAGGAAUCUGAUAAUGAAGUCUUAUUAUAUUUACCACUGGACAAUUACUGGGGAAGCAAUCUGGAAUGGAAACUUCCCGUGUUCUAUUUCUGUGUGUCUCAGUACGUGUGCCUCAGUACGUGUGCCUAUUGGCAUUCGUUGCCGGCAUCUUCGUGCAAAAUUGCAUUACGUCACUACAUAAUUCUGGUGAAUUCUCUCGCCCACCAAAACAAGGACUUGACUACAGGCGUCCAGCCAGCCGCUCCGUUAGCUGCAUGGUGUAGUAGAGUAGAGAAGCAUCAUCAGCAUCAACAACAACAACACUGGGAAAUGCAGCUGCUGUAAAGGAACUGGUCCCCCACCCACCACCGGCAGAUGGAGUGUGAGCGCGCCACCGCCACGUGACUCGGUCGGUUCGCAUCUGUAGUGUGGCGGAGAAUCUCACUCUGCAUCAUGGCUGCGGAAGAUGUAGCUGCCCGGUCCCGAACCGCCCCCCUCUUCCCCAGGGUACCCUUCUCCCCAGCCCGGCUGCUGUUCCUCUCUCUCCUCUCCCUCUGCCUCAUCCCCUCCCCGUCCCUCGCCCUGCUCGGCUUCCGUCCGGAGGAGACCGGGGGAGAGCUGUCCGUGGACGACGGGGUGCUGAAAGCCACGGAGGGAACCCGCUUCAUGCUGCGGGUCUACUACGCCUCAUCCCCACAGAGGCUCAACCGGACCGCUGGGGCCAGAGCCAACGCCGCUCCCUGGAUAGCAUUCAUCGAGGAGCCGAGGCCGGGGAGAGAGGGGCAGGUCCACCCGAAGCGGAAUAUGUGCAUGGAUAAAAACGCCAGGAGCUCGGAUAUUGAGAUCUUGGGCUCUUUCAAGUCCGCUUCGAGUCAGAACUCCGUGUUGGUGGAAGUAUUGGCUAAGAACCUGCGCAGGGGAGAGAAGAUUAAGUACUAUUCGAUUUGUGCCUUCGACGGGUCCAAAUGGGAGCACUACCGGACCCGGGAUUUCUGGGUCGCCGUGGUGGAGCGCGGGGCCGAACCGGACCUCUGGCUUCAAGUGUUAGUAUCGGUUCUGUUACUGGCCCUCUCGGCGCUCUUCAGUGGCCUGAACCUCAGUCUGCUCGCGUUGGACCCGGUGGAACUCCAGGUUCUGCAGAACAGCGGCACGGACAAGGAGCAGAAAUACGCGAGGAAAAUCGAGUCCGUGCGGCGGCACGGUAACUACGUCCUGUGCACUUUGCUGCUGGGCAACGCGCUGAUCAACGCGGCGCUCGCAGUGUGGAUGUGUCAGAUCCUGGGGAUGACCUGGUUGUCCACCAUUAUCUGCGCGUUUGGGAUCUUUUUCAUUGGGGAGAUCCUGCCACACUCUGUUGCGUCGCGGCACGGCCUGGCCAUCGCGUCCAAAACCAUCUGGGUCACCCGUCUUCUCAUGGUUCUCUCCUUCCCCAUCUCCUACCCCAUCAGUAAACUCCUGGACUUCAUCCUCCACCAGGAGAUCAGUAACUUUUAUACGCGGGAAAAACUCCUUGAGAUGCUGCGCGUGACCGACCCGUACCACGACCUGGUUAAAGAGGAGCUCAACAUAAUACAGGGCGCGCUCGAGCUCCGGACCAAGACCGUAGAAGAUGUUCUGACUCCGCUAUCCGACUGCUUCAUGCUCACCUCGGAAGCGGUGCUAGACUUCAACACCAUGUCGGAGAUUAUGCAGAGCGGCUACACGCGCAUCCCGGUGUUCGAAAACCUGCGGUCGAACAUUGUGGAUAUUCUGUUCGUGAAGGACUUGGCGUUCGUUGACCCGGAUGACUGUACCCAUCUGAAGACCAUAACACAGUUCUAUAAACACCCCAUGCACUGUGUGUUCAACGACACCAAACUGGACGCCAUGCUGGAGGAGUUCAAGAAGGGCAAGUCCCACCUGGCCAUCGUCCAGCGGGUCAACAACGAGGGUGAGGGUGACCCCUUUUAUGAGGUCAUGGGCAUCGUGACCCUGGAGGACGUUAUAGAGGAGAUCAUCAAGUCAGAGAUACUGGACGAGACUGACCUCUACACUGAUAACCGCUCUAAGCGUCGUGUUUCUCACCAUGAGAGGAAGCAGCAGGACUUCUCCAUCUUUAAGCUGUCGGAGAACGAGAUGAAGGUGAAGAUCUCUCCCCAGCUCCUCCUCGCCACGCACCGCUUCCUCUCCACAGAGGUGGAGCCCUUCAAGCCAGCCCACCUAUCAGAGAAGAUCUUACUGCGUCUCAUUAAACACCCCAGUGUGGUCCAGGAGCUGAGCUACGAUGACAAGAACAAACUGGCCCCACAGCACUUCCUGUUUCAGAGAAACAAACCUGUUGACUACUUCAUCCUGUUACUACAGGGUCGUGUGGAGGUGGAGUUUGGUAAAGAGGCUCUGAGGUUUGAGAACGGAGCGUUCGCCUACUACGGGGUGCCUGCCAUCAUGCCCACAGUCCACAGAUCCCCCUCCCGUAGCAGUGGUCUGGACCGGUCUGACUCUAUGCUGUAUGGGGGCAGUCUGGGCCAACUCAACGGAGGGGGGAGCGUCUACCUGCCUGACUACUCUGUUAGGCAGCUCACACACCUGCAGGUCAUUAAGAUCACCCGUAGCCACUACCAGAAUGCCCUGACAGCCACUCUGAUGGACAGCUCCCCCCAGACCCCCGACACAGACGCCCGGCCCACAGACGGGAACACUCCCGACCUCCCUGUCCCGGAGCAGAGUGGAGACCACCUCCUCCCCCCCAGAGAGACCCGGCCCAGCUCGGCCAGAACCAGAGGACAGCAGUCCUCCGUCCCACACAGCACCUCUCUGCUCAACGAGAAGAACCGUAUCGUCCGCAGUAAAUCAGACGGUCAGAACAGCCCCAGUGACUCCGUUUUCCUCAGGAUGGAUGAGAUCUCGUACAUCAGAGAGGAGCACUCAGAGAGGGACGGCACCAACGACACAGCCUCUGUUGCUAUAGAAACGGACGCCCCCUCCUCUUUCAUCAGUACUCUGUCUCUGAGUGGAUCAGAGGACACACUGGGCAAGAAACUACUGCUCAAACUCAGUCACAAGAAGAGGAAAAAGUCUCGGGAAGGAGACAAGACACCUGAGGAGACAUCAGAGCAGCCGCUGGUCAAGACCUAGCAGUGUGUGUGUGUGUAUAUGGACUAACUCACACUAUCAUCAACAGCCUAUUUCCUUCCUCUUUUUGAUCGUUUGUCAGACGUUUCUGCAACGUUUGUCAGACGUUCCAGUCACUAGUUGACCACUCUCAGAUGUCCCCACCAACAGACAUUCUAAAGGGAAACAGAAGGAGAUAACAGCACAUAGAAAAGAUAGACCUCAUCUCCCCCUAACACCCCCACAGUCUCUGAUCUUAGACCGAACCAAAUGGGAGGAACUACCUGAACCAGCGGGACGGAAGCUACCAUGUCAUCAUGAACCUGGGGUUUUUUCUUUUUUUCUUGAAUGUUUCAUGUCGAAGUGGCUAAUGGAUUUGAAGACAAAGGAUGUCAGGAGAAGAGGAGGUUUUUGGUUUAAGCCACUGUCACAAUUUAAUUCACCCCCCCCCCCCCCCCCCUCCCCUCCUUACAAAAUAAUUGAAUUGGCCCUGUUGGAGCUGUGACAAGGAAACCAAAGACUAUGUAGAUAUCAUCAAUGCACAGAAGAAUAUUCACCAUGCGCCAUUAUAAAGAGCUCAUCCAUUCCUUCUUCAGGUGGUUUUAUGGAUGCUGUAUCACUUGUGUUAUUUGAUAGUGAAUGUUUAUUACUAUUCUCUUCUGUCCUCGUUCCUCUCUACUGUCUAACGGGUGAAUCCUAACGUUCACUUGAGUGGAUUUUCAUGCAUUGAUAUCAAUGGGAGACUAAGUGAAAAUUCUAUUUAGGAUUCACCCAGAAGUUGACUUGUCAGAAUGGGCUCAUGCUAUAGUGGUGUAAGGGGUUUAAAAGGACUUGAGAUGGUUUGGGGUUUGAAUGCCUUACUAAAGAGAAAGUCUUCAAUCUGCAUGUUUUAGGUACUGGCUGAGCACCAUGUAGACCUCUAUUCUCUCAGCCCGACUGUUAUCACAACUUCCUCAAACGGUGGGUAUGAGAACUGACCAGUCACAAGAACGGACCAGUCUCUUCCAAAUGAUGUAUAUGAGCAAUACUGAAACUCUUUUACACAGUUGUGAACGGGACACAUCCAAAAGACACUACUAAUGUAGGAUAUGCCAUUAGGAAACAUCUUGUUGUAGAGAAUACAUUUCUUAUUUGAUCUGACAAGCUGUACCAUAAGACCCAUGUUUCUCUCUCUCUCUGGGUUAAGACCACGUGUCUCUGCUCUGACUGGGUUUGUGCCGAUUCAGGUUUGUGCCACUGCACCACAGUGGGGGGAGAAAGAUGGGGGAGGAGAGAAAGGGGGGAGGACG
This is a messenger RNA of Oncorhynchus mykiss (rainbow trout), 5415 nucleotides long. NCBI's taxonomy places the organism in Eukaryota, Metazoa, Chordata, Actinopteri, Salmoniformes, Salmonidae. The record is from RefSeq and is a predicted model, not a curated record.